AUGAGUUUCACCCGAAGGCAAUUUACAUUUUCUGCUGAACUAGUUUCUUGUUCGGCACCAAAAUUUGAAAUAAUUUGGUUAAUUGCUCUCAUAUUUUCAAUUAUAUCAUGCGGCUAUCUAAUAAGCAUUAUUUGGUACAAACGUGAUAAUGAACCAGUCAUUGUGACUCUAGACGGAAGAUUAACACCAAUUUGGGAAAUUCCAUUUCCCACAAUAACAAUUUGCCCGGAAAUUAAAACUUAUAGCAAAAUUAUCAAUUUUACAAAAAUUGCAAAUAAAGAAUUUGGUGAUAUUGAAAAAUUUACCGAAGAUCAUCACUAUUUCUCUGAGGUAGUAUCACAAACAUGUCAACUUUUAUCAAAAAAAUCUAUUCCUCCUUUCUUUGACUUAAUUCCCAAUUCAUCAAAUUUAAUCCAAGUGAUGUCAAAUGCAGCCCCCAAAUUAGACGAUGUUUUUCUCCAAUGCCAUUGGACAAAAAAUAUUCGUGAUUGUAAUGAAAUGUUUGUUCCCGUUUUGACAGAACAAGGAAUCUGUUUUGCAUUCAAUUCAAUUAAAUUAACACACUAUCUAACUGAAUUAUACGACUCCCGCCAAAAGGAUUUUUUCACGGACAAUGCCACUAUUAAUUUGGAUUGGGACCUACAAAAUGGCUACACCAAAGAAAAACUCUUUAAUUUGGAAGCUUUUCCAUUUCAUACUCCUGGCGAUAUGGAAAGUGUUAAAGUCAUUCUGAUUGAUAAAAAGGGCGAUGAAGAUCACAAAUGUAGAGUUUCUUCACAAGGUUUUAAGUUAAUACUACGGGUUCCAGGAGAUGAACCUCAAAUGUCGAAGAAAUUUGUUAACGUUCCUUUUGAUCAAAAAGUUUCGCUAACAAUUAAAUCUCAAAUUAUGACAACUUCUGAAGGAUUGAGGCAUUAUUCGCCAGAAAGACGCCAAUGUUACUAUCAAAAUGAACGAUAUUUAAGGUUUUUCACGGUCUACACUCAAGCCAAUUGUGAAAUGGAAUGUCAGGCUAAUACGAGCCUUUUUAGGUGUGGAUGUGUCAAAUUUUCAAUGCCAAAAAAAUCUGGACAUGCAGUUUGUGGUAUUAAAAAUGCUGAAUGCUUUGAAGAUAUUACAAAAAAUUUUGGUAAAUGGAAAUUUAUGUCAAAAUCAAAUAUUUAUGGCAGUGAUAAUGAAGAAAGAACAUGCAUUGAUAGUUGCUUGCCAACUUGUUUUGAUAUUAAAUACAAAGCUGAAAUUGAACAUCAAGUUCCAUAUGAUCAUAAUUAUACACAAGAUACGAGACUAACUGAAAUAACAAUAAAAUUUGAAGAUGAUGUCAUUAAUGGUCUAACACGUUCAGAAUUGUAUAGUACAAUUGAUUUUAUUGCAAAUUGCGGUGGUUUGUUGGGACUUUUUAUGGGUGUAUCGGUUUUGAGUGUUUUUGAAAUUUUGUACUUUUUUACAAUAAGAGUAUUGUGGAAUUUAAAAUCAAGACAGCAAAUAGAACCUUGCUAA
This is a messenger RNA of Episyrphus balteatus (marmalade hoverfly), 1500 nucleotides long. RefSeq names its product pickpocket protein 28-like. Gene Ontology annotation, molecular function: ligand-gated sodium channel activity. Bases 1 to 1500 code for a protein of 499 amino acids. The record is from RefSeq and is a predicted model, not a curated record. Gene Ontology annotation, biological process: sodium ion transmembrane transport. The transcript is spliced from 7 exons. Gene Ontology annotation, cellular component: membrane. NCBI's taxonomy places the organism in Eukaryota, Metazoa, Arthropoda, Insecta, Diptera, Syrphidae.